CGCGGCGGCGCCGCAGGUGGACGCGGUCCGGCCCCCCAAGCCCGAGAGCGCCUGGAGGCCGCCCCGGCGGGAGGGCUCCGCUGCGGCGCUGGAGGAGGAGGACGAAGACGAGGACGUGGUGGUUGAGGUGGAGGAGGAAGAGGAGGAGGAGGAGGGCGGCCUGGGGAGCGCCCCCCGGCGCUGGCCGGCCACGGCAAGGGCCCCUCCGGGGGAGCCUUAAGGCAGCCAACAUCAAGCGUGAAAUGACCUUCCAUGCAUUUCAACAGGAGGAUGUAAAAAGUGACAUCAGUCGAAAACUGCCAGACCAACAGUUUCUCCUGUUCACCACAAAGGAGGAAGAUUUAAAAACAGCAGAGACCAAAAAACUUAACAGAGCUCAUGAGCAUGAAAAGGAAAACACUCGUUCUGUUUGUCUUCUGGAACAGAAGCGCAAGGUUGUUUCUUCAAAUAUUGAUGUGCCUCCAGCAAGGAAAUCUUUGGAAGAACUGGACAUGGAUAAAGUAACAGCAGCCAUGGUACUCACCAGUUUAUCCACCAGCCCUUUGGUCCGCAGCCCUCCUGUCCGACCCAACGAAUCCCUGAAUGGAUCUUGGAAAGAAGGAGGAUUUGUGCCUUCUAGCACCAGCAGCAGUGGAUACUGGAGCUGGAAUGCUCCCAGUGACCAGUCCAACCCAUCCACCCCAUCUCCACCUCUGUCAGCUGACAGCUUCAAAGCUUUUCGGACACCUUCCCAGGCAGAUGAUGGUAUUGAUGAAGGGGAAGCCAGCAACCUUCUCUUUGAUGAACCCAUUCCUCGGAAGAGAAAGAACUCCAUGAAGGUGAUGUUCAAAUGCCUAUGGAAGAACUGUGGGAAGGUACUGAGCACAGCUGCAGGGAUUCAGAAACACAUACGGACCAUUCACCUUGGACGUGUAGGAGAGUCUGACUACAGUGAUGGAGAGGAGGAUUUUUACUAUACAGAAAUCAGGCUCAACACGGACUCAGUAGCUGAUGGCUUAAGCAGUCUUUCCCCAGUGUCUCCAUCUUUAGCAUCUCCUCCUUCGUUUCCCACCCAAGACACAAUCCGUCCUGAAACUUCCUGUGCCAAAAGCGAGACUAAAGUGAUGACACCUCUGAGCCGCUCAGCUCCUACCAACCUCUACCUCGUACACACGGACCAUGCUUACCAGGCCACUCCUCCGGUGAACAUUCCAGGGUCAGCCAAAUUCACUCCCAAUGGCAGUAGCUUUAGCAUCUCUUGGCAGUCGCCUCCAGUUACCUUCACCGGCAUUCCAGUCUCACCAACCCAUAAUCGUGCUGCAGGGAGUGGAGAGCAGAAACAGACCCACACAGUUCUUUCAUCACCGCCUCGAGCAGCAUUUGGCUUGAGGAAGCCUAGAGGGGAGGGGAAAAAGUGUCGGAAGGUCUACGGGAUGGAGAACAGAGAUAUGUGGUGCACUGCCUGCCGGUGGAAGAAGGCCUGCCAAAGGUUCAUCGACUAACCAUUGAAAUUAUGCAGAGGAUUUGGGGAGGGGGAGGACAACACUUCCCAUUUUCCCCUCCAGUGAUGUGGUGUUGGGGGUUUUGGUUUUUUGGGGUGUUUUAUUUGUUUUGUUUGUUUUGGUUUUUUUUUUUUUAAGAGCUUUGUAUUUCAAAAUGAAGCACUUGUAGCCAAGGAGAAGCACUAACUAAAACCUGUGUGGAGCAAUAGAGCAAAAAAGCAAAACCAAGACCACACAACAAAAUCUGUCUCAGUAAGUGUGGAAACCAGAGCAGCUAUUAGUGUUCUUCUGUAAAAAAAAGGAAAAUGUUAAUUAUUUUGCUAACUCUGUGAGCUGCUUGCUCCCUAGGAUCAUUUUUAACCAUUUCAGUCUUUCUGCUGUGAACGUCUGUAUUUGCUAAACUGAACAAUUUUUCUUUUCCUGAAACGAAGAUCUCUUUUUGAAAGCUUUCUAAUAAACACUUCAGAGUCAUAUAAGCUACAGUUUUCUCAACAAAAGCUGUACUAAGACUGGAGACUGCUAAAUAAUUCUCCUGAUAUAAAUGAUCAUGAUUAUAUUUUUGAAAAGGGCAUGUGGGGAAGAGUUGGGAUUUUCGUUUGAUUGUUUAUAGGAGAAAAGCAAAGCUGAUUUUGCAAGAAGGACAAGCAGCACUCCUGGAAGUUUUUUAAAAGAGGCACAGAUCAGUGGAGUGGAACAAAGUAAUUUAAGUACCAAAUUGGAUUUUGAUCCUCUAGAGGAAGAAAAGCAGCAAUGGCAAGUCACCAGCAGAUACUGUCACGAGAAGUCUGAGGGAAGAAAUACGGUGAUGCUUGGUUGAAACCCACAAGGAUAUAAGGGGGCUCCAGUAGCUUUUGUUAUUACUCUCCCCUUUCUGAGGGGGGAUGAACAGUUGGACUAGCACAGCUGUUGCUGCAGGAGGCCUGUGAAGAACUGGUAAAUGCAGCCACUAGGAUUAUAUGUAAUACCUAAUUCAGGGAAACGAUCCAGCCCAGCAGUUCUGCUUUUAAUUCCUUUUCUCUUAUUUCAGAGAUUGUUGUUAAGAUAAUGGUUUGUUCAGCUUUUUCUUUUAAAGUUACUAAGAUUUAUUUGAUGCAAAAAAUUGGUAGAGAAAAGAAAAUACCCUCUUUCCACAACAUCAUCUCAGAAAAGAAGUACAACAGCAAAGGAGCAGCAUAUUUGUGGUAAAAGACCAUUUCUUAACUCAUUUUGAUAGAUGAAUUAAUGAGUUUCUCUGUUUGCAGUACUUGGAUUGAUUUGGGUAUUUCAGUUUGUCCAUUAAGAGGUAUACACUGGAGUGCAGCAGCCUGGUGUUCUGUGUCCACUUGUAUCAAAUUACUGUUAAUUAAUGAUUAUUUCAAAAUGCAAAAUAAAGGAAGGAUUUACUAGGAAGUGAAUGUAUAUGGCAAAAUAAUACUUAUACACCUUAAAAAAAUCAAAGACUCAGAAGCAAAACUUUGCCUAUUAAUAGAGGCUGAAGGGCCACAAAUGCCUGGGUUAUUUUUUUCCAUAACAUUUGAAACAGUUGAAAUUAGACCAAAUAUUUUUCUAUUUUUUUUUAAUUGUCUAAGCUGGCUCAUUCUCUUAAGAGGACUUUUAAGUAUCUAAGCAACUUUCUAAAAUCUGGUCCAAAGUUCACUUGAUAGCUUUAUUAAGUGUGUAGCGCUGCUUGUGUCUGUGUAAAAGCACAAAAUAACAAUGCAGUUGUUUGGAAUAUACACUGUGGAUUCCAUAGGGUAGCAGUGAAAAGAAGAAUCUAUAAUAGGAGCUACUGAAGGUUAUCAUCUGAUUUUCUGGGAGCAAGUUAAUUGGGCAAUCAGGUGCCUAAUUUGAGCAUGCUAUUUCUGCAGUUAUUUAAAAAUUGUGUAAUUUACAUGCACAAGUGGCAAGAUACGCUUGCAUGCAUGCAAUUACUUGAUUUUUUACCCAAUUGUGUUCUCUAAGUCACAGAAAAAAAAGAAAAACAGACUCUGAAAUACAGUAAGACCCUGAGAUAUAUAUACACAUGUGAGUGUGUAUGAGUAUUUUUUAUGUGUGUGUUUAUAUACAUGUAAAACUAUAUAUAUUAUAUAGUUUUAUAUGUGUAUAUAAAAUCUGAAAUUAACAGGGAAGAGAAAGAUUGUUUUCUUAACAAAUAGAAAAAAAGACACUAAGGGUCAGUGGAUAUACAUAGACACUGUAUUAUCUUCUUUCCUCUUAGUAAAACAUGGAUUUUCUUUACAUGUUGAAUUUUUUCAAUUUCCAUGGUUAAAUACCUCAUGGUAAUUCACAGACAUUUCAUCUUCAAACACUGGGUUUGCUGAUGGUGUACUUACUUUGAUAAAACAUAAAAAAUUUGGGACUUUCCCAAGAUAUUCCUGCCAAUUUGUUCCCCACCUCCCAUUUUAAGGGCACUCCAAGACCAUAAAGCGUUCCAUAAUUCAACUGUUGUUGGACUAACAGUAUUUGCCUAUAUAUUUGUUGUUCACCUCCUUUUUGCUUUGGAGGAUUUUUUUGAAAAUAAUGUAUCAGAUUGUAUGUUGUUUCUAUAAUGUCAUGGCAUUGUGAGCAACUUUCCCGAGGGCACUUUAGGAAUUAUUGUAAUAAGAUUAUUCUUUAUAAAUUUCUGCACAGAAGAAUGGUUUUGCUGCCAGACCAGAUUGCCCUCUGGUACAAAUUGAAUAUGGAUUACAUAAAGGACUAAAGCCACAAACCAUCAAAGUUGGAGAGAAAGUUGGUGUUAAUGAGUCAGAAGGUAUUGAUAAAUCCUGCAGGACAAAGCUAAAUUACCAGUAUUUUUACUCAACCUUUAAUCAGCGGUUUAUAUUAAAUCAGUUUUGGAUCUUCUGGCUGUGGCAUUUUGAUUCCUAAGCAGGCAUCUGUCGAGGUUCUGUGUGUGAGGCAAGGCCGGUGACAGCCUGGCCGUGCACAGAGAGUUCUGCAGUCACUUUGUGCUCUGAGCUCCAGUUAACUUGUGUUGCACGAGCAGCUCAGCACCUGCUGAGAUCCCCUCUGUGAUCCUCACACAACCAGCAGGAACAGAAAAGUCAGCUAAGCCUUCCUGCUGCUGGCAGUACUGAUCAGAAUCUGGAGUAAUCGCUUCCAUUUUUCAGUCUCUUGCUUCUGUGUUGCUUUGGGCUGUGUUGCUGUCCUCCUAACACCUGAUUUAUCUCACACUUCUGCACUGACCAGUCCAAACCAGUCAGAUUUCUUUGUUCUCCUGAGGAGGAGCUAGCCUGAGUGCUGUGGUCAUUUGUUGUCAUCACUACAUGUGAUGGCAGUUCCAGUUUUUGGUUUCUCUGUGGGAGGUAGGUCAUUGUCUCUGACCUCCCAGAGAAGUCAGAAGGAAUGUCUUGAACACAUCAUGCAGUGUCUGUGUGCUACAGGGAAUUGGAUGGGGGUUCAUCUGUGUCAAGAACCAGAACUUGAUAUAAAAAUUUAAGGAUCUGUUUUAUUGUUAAUAUUAUUGAUGUUGGUAACAUAAAUUGCUAGCAUCAGUAUCAGCAUGGAGAUCAACCAUACUCAUCCCAAAUAUUUUUCUUUAGGAAAAGAAAAAUAUUUUUUUGUUAAAACAAAGCUAUUUCCCAAUUCCCCAUUCACCCCAUUCCCCAAAAGAUCUGGAAAACGAGAUAAUUUUAGAAGUGGGAAAUUGUAAUGGCAAUUUUUAAUACAGACUGUGCUCCAGCAGCUCCUCUAUGAAGCUAUUGAACGUUAAAACUCAGAUCAUCUUAGUCAUAAAAGGGUUUCCACACAAAACAAUGUGCCUGAUUCUCUAGUGCCUUGCACAAACACAACAGGAAAUACAAGAUGCAAAGUGAGUAAAGUUUCUGUUCCAAUUUGCAAGUUUACACUCUUAACCAAUACCAGUCAUCACCUAGCAUGUACCUGUUGGCAGGUCAGCCCUGCUUGUGUGAGUAAGCUGAGCAGAAUGCCUGUCUGUCAGAUUACUUUUCCCGCAUCCAUACCCUGGUAUGAAUGUUAACCGUCUAAUUAUUUACAGGUUCCUUGCAGUCAUUGGUUAUCUUUAUUCCUUGUCCCUUUUGUUUUUCACAAUGAUGACUAGAUAGGCAGCACAACAGGAGGUAAAGCUUUAGCCAAAAGCUCUUGCAGAAUCUGCACAAAAGAUUCCAGCUCCAUGCAGUGUCCCAGAUGUUCUUGGCACUAAUUUCAUUUUGUCAUUCAUUCUGAUCCAGUGCAUUGGGGUGGUUCUCUUAUUACCUGCUGUGGCCUGGGGCCAGCUGAAAUGGCCCUGUUGAGAAUCCAGGACAAUCGCUGUGAGUGUCACACUGCAAAGUGAUUUCUCUCUUCUGCUGCCUGUAAAUGUGUUGGAACAUGAUCUUGGAAGCAGGACAUGGAAUUAGAGGCUUGCUGGCCAUUUGUAGAGAUGUUGGAGGGUGCUAGUGAGUCUUCCUUCUAUUGGUUCAAAGUUAGAGGUAUCUGCUGGAGACAGUUGUGCACCACCUUUCCUUAGAAAUAAUUUGAUAAGGAAACAUUUGUAAAGCCUCAUCUCGAGCUUAUAUUUUAUUCAAUCUCCCUGUGAGGUGGUAGCAGUGGAACUGAGAGCAGUAUGGAGUUUGAGCUUUAAUCUGCAUUUGUCAGGUUUUUCUAGUACAUAACCAGGCAGGUAUAAGGUAUCGUAGUGUAGAUUUUAUUCUAAUACAAGUUCAGCAGAGUUUUAUGGCACCUUUGGAAAAUACCUAGAAGGAAGUCAUGGACAGAAAUGAGCAUUUAAAUACACUCCCUGUCUGCUAGAUGGGAACAGCCUUUCUUUGCAUCCGUAUGGAAAAUCUUAACAGCCAACGUACACCUACACUUGAGAGUGCCCACUCGAACUGCUCUUUCCAUCUUGGACUACAGCGCUUUCACACUGACCAUGCUCUCAGUUCUAUCCAAAUGGGAGGUUUAAGGAGGUGUGUGUCUCCACUUGCAACUUUUUGAGCUUAUUCCUCAAUUCAGAAAGCACUCAUCAUGUUCUUUGUGCUUCACACAGACCAUUUGUAACAGCAGUGCAGGAGGACUCUGGGAACAGGGAAAUCAGCCUGUUUCUGGUGGCAGCAGCCAGAAGAAAAUACAGGUUGCUCUGGUGUUUCCUCACAUUCACAGCGGAAAAUUUUUCAGCUGAUGAACAGAAGAGGAUAGAUAAAUUUAGUAACAAGCUGGUGUUCUGCUAGUUUUUGACACAUCUUGACACCUAGAUUUUUCUCCUUAUGUAUUUGAAUCUGAAUGUGAGAUCUCUCAUAUACCCUUGAGGGAAAUAAAUUUAGCAAUAUAAAUGCUCUUUCAGCAUUAAAUCUGAAUUCUUUAUGUGAUUAAAACUAAAGAUGGGCUUGAACAUUCUAAAAUGUUUAAGUGUUGGUAUUUACUGCUUGCCAAUCCUCUUAAAGAUUCAGGUUUGAUUCUAGAGUCCUUAACAUAGUAUGUGAUACCCAGCAUCAAUUAAUAUAUGAUGUUUAAUGGCAAUGGCCAGAUAAACAAAAGUUACUAAAAUGUUUGUAAAAAGCUGUCUCUGGAAGACAAGAGAAAAGAAAACAGUUGAAACAGAUUUCCUCAGGGAACAUGGGAGGACUGUAAAGGCAGGAUGUGAGUUUGUUUGAAUGGAAGAUAUCUAAGAGAAUUUUUUUUUUUCUAUUUUAGGCAAAAUGGAAAAAGCAAUAUGUCACUACUUGAAUUAUUAAAAUUAGAAUGAAGCACUAAUUGAUGAACAUGAUCUUACUUAAUGCUGUAGCUUAGCAAGUUCCAAAUACAAAAAAACCCAUUUACUUAAAAAUACAGAAAAUUAGCUUAAAACAUAACCUAAUUUUAAUGUAAAUCUAUACAUUUGUGUAAAUCUUUUCAGGAUCUAGUGUAAAUAUAAGGGCUUCUUGUCUACAAAGUUUCUUGGUCAAAACAUGCUUUGUCUGUAAUUGAAUUAUUUCUUACCAAAUGACUUCAGCAAGCAAAAAAGCAGUAUGACAGCAUGAUAUCCUGGAGAGUGGUGUACUGCACUUUGCAAAGGGCUAGUUCUACAUUAAAUUAAAAGAAAACAUGUCAUCAUCACUUUCUUUUUUUGUCAUAUCUGCAAAGGUAACAGCUUCAGUAAACCAAGGUUUUGAAUUGGGCUGUCUAGGAUUUUGAAAUUCCACAAGUUUUGCAAAUUCUCAAUUUUGCUUUAUUUUUACACAGAAAAAUCCUGUUUGAUCCAUAAUAAUCUUUUCCUAUAAAUUCUUUUUCCUGUGUGCAGGCACUCUGUUUUGCAACUGCCCAAAUGUGUAUAGUGAAGUGAAUAAAAAUGAGCAUCCUCAGUAUUAGGAACUACAAAUGUAAAUAGCAUUUACAUGGUAUCAGAAUUUUCAGUAUCAGUGUUGAACUGUAGUAAUUAAUUCUUAAAGUGAUGCCAACAAAUCUUUCAGGGAAGGGGAAGCACGUAGUGAAUUAAAAAUACAUUUUAAUUACAAUUACAACUGCACAGACACAGAACUGCUGGUGUUACAGGAGCAAAUGUAGGCUCAGGUUCAUCAGAGCACUCGAGUAUGUGUUUACCUCCACCUGUGGAGUUUGCUGAUGAGACUCCUUGUGCUCCUAAAGUUUGGCACACAUUUUUGAGCUCUUCUGAAAUCAGGCCUUGGCAAGAGCAGAUAUUCCUAUAGCUUUGUCUGAAAUAUGCACUUUGUGGGACAAUCUACCUUUUCCUGGAUUUAUGCAAUUUGUCUUGUGUUUAGAAGACCAGACAAAUUUACAGAAGUUUUUUAUUAGGGUUUUUUGCAUUGCAGAAGGGAAGGUGAGAAAGAGACAAAUUCAGCUGUACAUUUCACCAUGUGAAAGCACUGGUUAAGUUUGUAAAAGGUGUGUAUUUGACAUCAAGCUCAAAAAAAUCCACUUGCGCUCACUGAAUAAAAAAAUACAUGAUAAGCAGGUCACAUUAAAUCAAUUUCUCGUGUUCCAUCUGUAUUUCCUGUACACUCAACACUCCUCCAGGCAACUGGAGGCAUAGGAGCUCUGAGUAUGCAAGGAAAUAAGUGAGUUUACCUAAAAACUUUAGGAAUACUAUGUUUUUAAGCCACACAUGAUGCUGCCUAUGUGUAAUUUUUAGUGUUAGAAGAAAAUAGACAGUAGCCUUAUUAACCAGGUGCAAUACUUACAAAGGGCUAAAUUAGGGAAACAAGUGAUGUGUGUUUGUAUAUCACUGAAAGCAUGCACUCUGAAAAUGAACUUUUAUAGCACUGGGAUCUUAAUACCUCUGAAAUUGUAAUGUUGGUGUAAUUUUAUAACUGCUUGUUAUACAUUAUGAAACAGGAUUUGGGAAUUCCUAAGAACUAAAAGCAGGAGGGAGAAAUUGUAAAUCACAUAGACUAGUGAUAUGUUAUUUUCCAUGACAACACUAAACUAAAACACCUUUACAAAGCCAUACAAAUUCUGGAUUAUUGAAAGAAAAAAAUCUACUUCCCUUGGUUACAGAGAUAGUUUAGUCUGAAAUUUCCCUUAAUUUGUGUCUUGCAUUUUCUCAAAGUUUUGGGGUUUUUUGUAUCCUGAUGGUGAAAACAUCCCUAAAUUUACCAGUAUUUGGCUUGAAUGGUAUCAUUUUGAAAAAAACUUUUAAAAUUGAGUUCUUCCUGAUACUGUACAGUCUGAAUGAGAUCAUGCAACAUGAUCUGCUCCAGCUUAAGUAGAGAGUUCAUACAAGCAGAAGAUUACAGGAAAAGAUUGCAUUGAGCAUUCAUUGUUCAGUUGUGAGAAAGAUCUGAACAAUCAAACUAAAAGCUCCACUCACAAAUUUCUUCUCUCCAUCUGCACUGCAGGUUGAUGGAAUACAGGCUGUCAUGUACAGUGUACCUGGCUAUCCUCCCCUGUUUGGGGAUUUUUUUGCUGAUAAAUAAUGAAAUACAGAUCAUCUUCCCAUCUCUCUUACUGUUUUUGUCUUGUGCUAUGAGUCCAGAAUUAACUGAAAGGCAGAAAUAAUCAGGUCUAUUGAACAGAAACUGUUUGGUUCUUUCCCUGUUUGACAGACUUGUAACAAAAGGCCAAAGUACAAAUGCAGAGACAUUAGUCAAAGGGGCUUGAGCCAGUCAGACAAAACUGGAAAAAAAUUGCUCAGAAUUGGAUCCAGUAGGAGGAAACUAGUCUUAAGCAGUCAAUUACAGAAGUUCUGUGGUUGAUUUUUGGUGGUUUGGGGUCUUUUUUGUGAAUUACAAGUCUGGUAAAAAGUCUUACUGCACAAUUAAGAGCAGAAUGCAGAUCACAUUGUAACAAGCUGAGCCCUCACAGCAGCGCAGGUUUUCUCAGGAGAGUUCAGUAAUUCCCAUUAAUAACUUCAUUGGUCAGGGCUGUUCACACAGGUAAUGCUUGUAGAACAAAGGCACGAGGGUUUUCCUCUGGGUACUUUCCACUGGGAUUGGGAGUGUGGAAUUGUGAAUCUCCCUUUCUGAGGGCUUGAUUGUGCAUUCAGCUUUGUGAGAGGGAUGGAUACAGUGGAUGCCUCUGCGCAUGAGCAGGGCUCUUGGAAGAGUUUCUAGUAAUACCAAAGUGGCAGCCCUCUGGAUGUGUUACCUGGUGACCGAUUGAGCUGUUAGGCUGGUGGUAUUCAGCCUGUAAUUCAUCCUAGUGACACCAGCCCCACGGAGAAAGGGGGUUCUCAGUAUGGGAUCCAGGAUAGCCAGCCCCUUGGGAAAGGAGUCACCACCACCACAGUCCCUGUGCUGUUGGCUCCAGUGCUGCCUUUGCUGUGUCCAGCUUGGGGGAGGUUGGUUAUCCACGUGCAUUCAUGACGUGUUCAUAGUACAGAACACUCUUUUGAAGAGAAAGAAUCUCUUUUUCAGCUAUUAAAAUAAAACUGUGGGAUGGCUUUUAAGUUACAGAGAGUUGCUGAAUGAGUCCCAGCAUUGUCAGACUUUGAAUCAGGCAUGGUUGUGUCCCUCCUUCCAGAGCCAUGCUGCUGCAGCUCCCGUGGGGGCUCUCACAGAGCCCUGGAACCUUAACCAAGUUUUUCACAAACAUUUGCCGGAAUCCAGCACUGAGCCCUAAACCAAGUUGGACCCCCAGUAAAGGAGGCUCUUUCCAGCUCUUUCCCAGCUCUUUCCCAACUCUUAUACUACCUAAGUUAGUAUUUCAUUAGUAGACCUUUGUAAAGGGGACAUUGCCCCAUCGCUUGCCUUUGGCAUUUCUAACACAGCACCAUCCACUGCUGCAUUUGCAAAGAGCCAGACAUCAUCUUGGUCAGUCAUGGAGUUUGGGGAUAUUAUUUUAGAUUUAGACCUCUGCAUCCUGCAUCAGGCUGUAGUUCCACAGCAGGUUAAGGUCACAUAAGCUUGUGCUGCUGUUGAAAAAGCUCUUCCUACCUUCAGCAGAGACAUUCCUAGAGAGAAGUUUCCUGAGUUAUGCUGGCUUGAGCCAGUCCUGUAAGUGUAGGUCUGUAUAAAAUGCUAGAUAGCUUAUGGCCUGCUGGGUCUGUGCCCUGCUCUGUUAUGGGGCAGGCAUGGUUAUGCUGCCUUUAUCCCACUCUGUCUUGUCUGGAGUCUCAUUAAGGACCUGAACUUGCACAUACCCCUACAGCAUUAAACUCAGGAGAGCUCCACCUAUGGCUGGUGGCAUUGAUUUUGGUAUGAAAUUAAAUAUAUGGGGGAAAAGAAAGAAAUUAGAUCAAUAACUUUAUAUCCAUUGCAUCUUAAGACUGCAUCUUAACUGCACCAUGAUUUUGCUAAGCAGAUAUUGGAGGAGUUAAGGGAUGUGAAAAACAACAUUACUGGAUCCUGUUCCUCCCUGGAACCAGUCUGGAAUUAUUCACAGUAAUCUCAGGCAAGGAACUGGGAAGUCAUGACCUCUGUAAAUCUCUGGGCUACAGAGAACCAGGGUAUACUUCUUACCCAGACAUGGUAACAACAAGGAAUGAUCCUCAGCUGCUUUACUAGUGCAGAGUUUCAGCCUCUUUUUAUUACAGCUUCAGUUUAAUAGUGAUGGGAAUGCUGGGCAAGAGGUAAAGGGGCAUCAGGUAACUGGAGAAAGGACCAUCACCAUCAGUGGCACUGAGGGGUUUUUUAACUCUCUGAAACAGCAAGCAUGUUUUCUUGUCACUUGCUAUUCAUGUUGUCUCAUGUAAGAAAAGUGUUUCCAUUAUAGAAGGGGUUAAUUUAGCACAGGGUAAGCAGCUGUAGUAAACUAAAAACCCAAUUGUCUAGUUUUUAUGAGUAAGGGAUUUCUAAAACAUUCUGCUUGCAGAAGACUGCAGUAUUUAUAUCCACACAUCCUUUUUUCUUGUUUGAGUUACAAAAGAGAAAUACCUGCCUGCAUAUAUUGUUCUUCCUUUGUUUCCUAUCAAAUCUUGUUUCAGAGAGUAUAAAGUAAGUUCCAGUUCUUUUGUAAAAACAUUUUUUCUGAAUUAUUGUUUUUAGAAGCUGAACAUUUCCUCUUUCACUUCAGUGUAAAAUUACAGAGCUUUAAUUUGCUCUGCAUUGCACUUUAUAUAUUUUUUUCACUUUUUGGGCCAUGUAUUUUUGAUACACAGAACAGUAAAGGUUUUAUUAAUCUAGUUUUAACUUGAAAUUAACCAUGAAACUAGAUGUUUUUAUAAAAAUGCAAAUUCCCUAAAAUACAGUAAAUAAUCUGUUUGGGUCAGAGACAUUUUUUAAAUAAUAUGUUGAGAAAUAUUAUAGCUUCUGAAAUUAUGUAUCAUUUGGUAAAUUCAAUACAAUUAUGGAUAUCAUGGCUUAAAGUGGAAUGUGAAUGAGAAGGACACAAAGUUCUAGAUGGUAGAUUUCCUUAUAUGCAAAACCUGCAUUAGUUUAAUUGAUAAGGGUUUAAAAAAAUAGCCUAAUCUAGUUUAAAGACAUGUGAAAUUGUUUAAUAGACAAGUUUAAAAUGCCAGGAGCCCAUAGAAAUUUGGAAAUGAGUUUAAGUGAAGCAGUCAGGAGCUGUUUCUCCCUGUGCUGUGCAGUGGGCAGGCUGUGAAGCUCCUGGGCUCUGCAGGCAGUGAACUCCUCCUGGUACAAGGCAGCAGCAGAAGCCAUAGGAGAGUUUGGAUUUUCCUCUUCAAACAGCCAAUCUCCCAACUUGCAGGGCCACUGCCAGGUUGGCAGUAGUAUUUCCAUUUGGUUUUUCCUGACUUCAUCCCCGCUAGUUUUGGGAACUAGUGUCCUAAAGACAAUCCUUUUGUUCCUAAGUGAGUUAAUGAACUCAUCUUCCUUCUGGUUUUGGUGUUAAGCUUGCAGCACUCACACUAUUGCACUUAGUUUGUCUUAAUUGGUAGAUGCCAUUUUCAGCAUUUUAAACAAAGAACAGCUACUCUGCCCCAGCACAGAUUCCUUUUAAAUCUUAUGGAGCAUGCUGAAAAAUAAAGACCUUUUUGACUUUUACUUUGUCCAAACUCUUUAUUCCAAAUCACACGAAGGAAAGUGGGGAAAACAAGGCACAUGGCAGUGAAGAGGGGAGAGAGAGACAGCAAUGCUCAUUUCCUUCCCAGGGUGAAUCAUUGCUGGGCUCCCCUCUCCCAGGCUGAGUGUGUGUGUGCAUGGACCAUGCACAGCUUGGAAGUUAUGUAAGAUCCAUCCUUGCAAAAGCUCUUAGUUGGCCACCUCCCAGAGACCCCAGCUCCUUUUCAGAGGCUUCCAGACAUUCUGCUCAUUUCUACAUCCAUAGAUAAAGUAAAAGCUACCUGCUGCUCCAAUAGCCUGGGUGUAGUUUCCCCUUGGACUGCAAAUAUAUCACCUUGCCAUUUUUAAUCAAGCUGCAGUUCUUCCUGCAAAAGAUGGGCAUGAUCCAGGUAUUUGUGUGUGCCGCAAAGCUGUUGUGUCCUUCCAGGGACUGAGGUAAGCACACUGCCAGUGGUGUGCAAGCCUUUUGCUUAACAUCAGUGGUACCUGUGCCGAAGAGAAGUGUGGGCUGAUGCCACCUGUCCAUCCCACCCCAGAAAUGAGGGCUGCACAGCAUGGCUCAGCUCUUGGAACUAUGUGGCAAAGCAAGCUUAAAACCUUUAUAGUGAGCACAGGGUGUCUGAAAACUCAGUCCGUGUUUGGCUGAGGAACAGGAGCAGUGACAGGCCCUGUCCAAGGUGGUUCUGUCAGGCAGCACAAAUAACAGCUCUGUGGCCCAGUUGGGUGCUGUAUUUCCAUGUAUGUUUGAAGGAAGGCUUAGAAGAGAAGACUUGCAGGUGCUAUUCCUUCACAGUCUGGUUGGAUUCUGUGCUCUGGGGGCAGCCUAUGGGCUGGCACAGCACAUUUAGAUAAGGGGCUUCCACUAACAGUGACUUAGACACUGCAAAAAACUGUUUCUUGUAAGAAGCAGGUGCUUUUCUCAUUCUUACAACAUCAAAAACACACAACAAAAUGCCACCAUACAGACCUUUGUCAAAUUCUCACAGUCUCCUGUAGCACCAGCAGCUGGGGAGAACUCAGGAAUUCUGAGGACCUUGGCCAUAACUCAUCAAAAAGCCUCUGCAGUCCAUUGCCAUUGAAAAUGAUUUAGUGCUGGAUCAAAACCACCCAGACUUGGGCCCUGCAAAAUUCCUCUGAGAAUUUUGCUGUUAUUUCAUAAGAAAGAAAGUGUUAAAAUCUUUGUAUCAGCAAAUUAGUCAAUUCUGCCUACUGAACUUAAGAGUACUUCCAGUGGACUUCAGAUAUCUUGGGAAUCAUUCUCGGUACAAGUCAGGACACUCCAAACAUUUCAGUUGUUUUUCUUGAAUUAGAAACAUUUGCAAAAUUACCAAUAUGUAUAUUAAUAACUAAAAGUUGAAAAAAUGAUUGGGUUAAGGUAGUGAGAAGUAUUUGCUUGCACCUGAAACUUUAAAGAAUGACUACUGAAUUCAUGAUGUGCUAAGCACGAGCUCCUGAGUUUCAUCAACACAGUAAACCACCUUUGUACAGAGUAAUUUUAUAAAAAUUGAGAAAGUUUGUUUUUUUCUCAAGUUACUCAAGUAGUUCAAAUAAUGAAUAAUUUGUUUCUGAUCAAUGCAUUUUAGAAUGAGCAAAUCUUAUCCUCUUGCACUUCUAAUAUUCAUUGUUUAUAUGGAAAAAAACCCUGUACUACUUUUCCAUUUCCCAGUGAAUGAUCAGUUCACUAAGCAACAGGCAGUGUUUCUUGACUUUAGAUAGCAAAAUAUGCUUAGAUAAUUUUACUCUCCUCCACGUGAAUCUGGUUAUAUGGGAUCCUUAUUUUUUCUAGCCUUCAAAAAUGCUUGUGUGCAAUUUCCAUAGAUACGGUUGAAUAAAAAUUGCAAGGAAGAAUCUAAAGUCAAAUGCUAAGUAAAAAUCAAGUACAUGAAACAAACAUGAAGAUAAAGUCUCAUGAGAAAAGUCAAUCCAUUGCUGAAUUAAAUAUUUAUAGAACACAUUGAUUAGCAGAGGUACUGAUCUUUAUUAAAAUUACAUUUAGAAGCAGACUACUGUGUUUUAGUGCCACAAGUGACAAAGGAGUUUUUCUUCAGAAAAUGUGCAAACGGAAAAAAAACAUUAAAAUAGAUCAUUUAGACCAAGAUUUUCUCAAUUUAAGCCCAUCCUACCUGUUACAUUACUGUUGUAUGUUCAGGAAUGCUCAGGACAACAGACAUUCCUCACAGGAAGCAGCUAGGUUCCAAAGUGUCAACUAAAUGAAAAGAAAGUGAGCAAACUCAUAGGAUUUUCUUAGUACUAGCUCAGCUAUUGCAAAAAAAAGGACCAAAAACAAAACAGCAAAAAAUACUACUCACUACUGAACUAGAAUUUCAGCAGCUUAAAAGAGCCAUGUUUUGAUCUAGUUCACACACCAUAGCUAAACCUAGGUUUCUGUUGGUUUGCUUGUUUGUCUUUUGGGGUUUUUACUUCUUAACAACCUUCAAAGCAGGGUCUGUCAUUGCUGAGAUGACCACAGUUGAAUAGGAAUCUCUUGAAAUGCUAAAAUGUGUGAUUAGAGAAACAACAGGCUUCAAAUGAAAAACUACUUUAAAAUUAUCUCAAAAAAGCAAAAAGAAAAGUUAAUUCUCUAUUUGGGAAAUGCCAUUCAGCUACCGUUAACUCCCAGGUUGUGUGUCUAACUGACAUCCUGUAGCUUCGUCAGCUCACAUUUUUGUUAAAAGCAGAUGGUGAUUAAACUACAGAGCAAAGGACCUUCCUCUGGUCUUUGUAAAUGAAUGUAUACAUACAAACUAUGCAUUUUCACACAGCUGCUUACUGUAUCUUGAAUCACUUCAACCUUUCCCCUAGCUUAGAAACCCCCAAACUUAAGGAGCAGGAGGUGUUCCCACCUCCUUUGGCAGAUGCUUGUCUCCUGUCUUGUUUCUGCUCUCCAAAAUCCUUAGCUGCAGGACAGAGCAAUGCUGAGCUGCAGAGCCUAAGGAGCAGAGGGGCUGGGGGCCCGUGGCCAAGUCAAGGCCCAGUUUGGGCUGUCAGGCCCAGUGUGGCCAAGCAGAGUGUGUUGUCUGUGCUCCCCCUGCCAGGCGCUGGAGCGGCCGAGCGGGGCCAGCAGCCGCUCUCAACUGGGCUCAGGAGGAGUUUGCAGCCACACUCAGAGAGCUGUGCCAAGGAGAGGCCACUGCCCCUGGGCUUGCAGGUGUCAUCCUGCCCUUGGGACAGCCUUUCCAGCCAUCCCUGCAGCCCAGGCUCCUUCUGACCAUCCCUUUCCCACCGUGCGAGGCAGGGAUGGCUCCGCAGGGGUUGUGGUCUCACUGCUGGCACCUCCCCAGAUGAUGCAGUGCCCAAAGUGCUCAGCCCCUCAUCCUCAUCAUUGGGGGACUUCAGGGCUGGGGUGUGCAAGGGACAAAGGAUCAGACCUCGGGUUUAGGUACCUUCUGUUGGAAGGGAGCAGGAAAGAUGGAAAAUGGAUGUCUUGUUCUUGUAGCUGAUGUAAUUAAAUGUGGGAAAAAGAUACUGCAUGCAACAUUUCUUACUUCAGUUUUGGGUUGUCGCUGUAAUAUACAUCAGCCCAGUCUACUCAAUGAAGUGUGUUUCUUAUGCUUUAUCCUACAGGAAGACAGACCAAAAAAGUAGAAGUAAUAAGAAUAUCCUUGCUUUAGACUAAAGCAAGCAUGGACUCAACAACAAAGAAAGAUUUUGUUUAUAUGCAAACUGUUUAAAUAUUUGAUAUCAGUAUGAAGGUAGUCAUAUUCUUAUGUAUCCAGAGAUUUGCACUCAUCUAGGUUAUGUUGAUUAAAAAUAUUUUUGCGAUAUGUAUUUGCAUUUGAGGGGCCAAGUCUUUAAUUUUAUAUUCUUUACAAGAAUUCAUGUGGCAAUUACAUUUUUCCAUUUCUUGAGCUACCUGCCCACCCAUGCUAGUUGUUCAUUUGCAUAAAGAAUAUUUCCACUACUUCAGAGGUUUUUGGGUGGUUGUUUUCAAAGGGAACCUGCCCCAGAGAGUUCCACAGGACUGUCCACCGUGAGUGGGAGGCUCUCUGGAGCAGCAGGUCACCCUUCCCAGGACGUGGCCUGUCACUGCAACAGACACACAUGGAUUCAUUUCCCUGCAAUCUGCAACUGCCCUGUGGGCCUGGGGUAGCUCCAGCUGCAGUCCCUCAAAUCAAAGCUCUGACUGACCCUGUCAGUCCUUUGCUGUCACUUACUAUCACAAAGUUAACUUUUUACAACGAGGAAGAGCUUCCAACUCUGGCACUGAUGGAAAUACUGAAUGCUUUUAAUAUAUAUAUAUAUAUUUGGAAAGUAUUUGAACAGUGUUUUGUCUUUUUUUAUACAACUUUUAGCCAAAUAGAAAAAUUCUGAUUAUUACUUCUGUGGAUACCUGUCCACCUGUAAAUAAACUCAUAUAUUCAGGUACAUGAACCUGAAGAAAAAAAUAAUAAAGACUGUUCAGGGGCUAUGCGCUUUGCUAGCUCCUGGUUCCUUUGUACAUAAGAGGUAACUGUUUAAAUGUUGGGUGGGAUUUUUUUUUAAUUUACCUGUUGUUCCUCUAAAGAAAGAAGAAGAAAAAAACUUUUGACUUAGUUUUCUCUUUUCUGAGUUAAUACAAAGAUUUUCUAACUUUUUACUGCAGAAAUGGAUAAAUACCUGGUGCUAAGUGAAUGUGAGUCAAACUGGCCAUAGCAGACACACCAGUUAGAAUGCACUUUUCCUGUGGCACACAAUGUAUUUUCUCAGAAGGGACCUUCAAAGGACUGUCAGAUGUUUACAUUUCUUCUUGUUGCCCCAAAUAGUUUUGAAUAUUCAAAUAACUUCCAAAAAUAAAGUCAUGGUCCAUUACUGAUGUGACAAAUCCUUACAUUUAAGUAUCUACAACAGCUUUGUACAAAUACCAUUUUAGAUAGUUGAAAUAUUGGGCUUUCAUACUUUGUAAUGCUUUGAUGUGACAAUAAAUAUGCUGUUGCUAUCUAGUCUAACCUCAUUGUAGACCUGUAACUCCCUGUUUCUGGUUAUGUCAUGAAUUGCACUGGCUUGAAUUCAGCCAAAUACUGACUGUUCAGCUGAAAUAUUCCGACUGUUAUGAUGUCCACAAAACAUUAAUUAAAUGCACUUGUAUCUGA
Messenger RNA from Camarhynchus parvulus, 17865 nucleotides. It is a transcript of the gene ZNF704, whose product is annotated as zinc finger protein 704. NCBI's taxonomy places the organism in Eukaryota, Metazoa, Chordata, Aves, Passeriformes, Thraupidae. Gene Ontology annotation, biological process: regulation of transcription by RNA polymerase II. The record is from RefSeq and is a predicted model, not a curated record. Gene Ontology annotation, molecular function: RNA polymerase II cis-regulatory region sequence-specific DNA binding; DNA-binding transcription factor activity. Gene Ontology annotation, cellular component: nucleus.